Chara braunii is the source of this 966-nucleotide messenger RNA. The record is from the annotation of a GenBank genome assembly. NCBI's taxonomy places the organism in Eukaryota, Viridiplantae, Streptophyta, Charophyceae, Charales, Characeae.
GUCUGGACGCUGGCUCAACAACCAUCAGUCAAGCCAGACAUCUAUCCACCAUAUGACAGCAGAUGGAGGCAGGCUGGAGCCAGAAAGAUGGAGCAGGAAGGAGUUGGCCACCUGGUCAAACCGAUGACCCACAAAGACAGUGCUGAAGAGGAUAAACAAAAACUACAAACGAUGGAUGAGUUGGCCAAAAUUGGAGAACUGGACGAAAAGACGUACUACUCACUUGCACCAACUGACAAGACCAAGCGAAGAUGCAAAAGCACCGGUGGUGACAAACAGACUACACCGACGGGCCAAGACAUGGAAGUAGAGAAGAAGGAAACAGCUGACGGAGAGGGACGAAAGAGGAAGAAGGAGAAAGGAACUGACACACUCAGCCGGGAGGGGGAUCGCAACCACAACCACGAUCUGUCGGAAGAUGAAGAGGGUGAAGGAGACGACGGAAAGGAGGACCAAGAGCGGCUCCAACAGGCAGUCAAAGAUUUGGAACAGGUGCGAGAUUUGGAAUUUAAACUCCAACAAGCGCAUCACCGAUAUCCCCGCAAGGUGCAGCAGGCAGGUGCGAGAACGUCAAAGAAGCAAACGGCUGCCCCCAGCAGCAAUCGUUUCGAUGCUUUGCAGAUGGAGAACGAGAUGCCAUAAUUCAUGGCGCAGCAAUACAGCAUCAGAACCAGAGUCGACGGGGACACCCUCCACGUUGACAACCCAGACUACACACGAUGGCCAAGUACAUACACAGAUAAAGAAGAGCUACCGAGUAAGGCCAAGCGAGGCAAGAAAGCACAAGGCGGAACAGGAACAGACGAACACCCGAAACAAGCCGCAGGUCCGCAGACAGAACCAGGCAUGAAGGCAGACCCCAGAAGGAAGAUGCGCAUUACAGAAGCACAAGUUGCCGCUCUCACUGCGACGAACAAGCUUUUCGCAAACAAGCACCAGUCCCUACAACAAACCGCAGACGAUCAG